GAGAAGCUGAAACCAGGAACCGGAUUAUAACAGGAUAAAACUUUAGCAUGGACUGAGAAUCCCGGAAACUCUGAGCCCAGAGUGUGGAUCUGUGGUGCGCCUGUACAGAGAGUGACCACCCCAGGACCACUUACCCUGCUGUGUCACUGGCUAGGCUGUAGGAUGGUGUGACCACCCCAAGACCCCAGUGUGUUUCUUUAUCAAUUUCAUUAUCUGAUUAAGGCACAUCUGGACCACUGACCCCUCUGUACCGCAGCCUAUCAGAAGCUGAAUCAGUGAGUGAGCAGCUCAGGACCACUGACCCCCUAGCAUACUGACUGGUUUGCUAUCCCAGGGUGGACUGAUAGCACAAACUGGCACCGGUUCUGUUAUCUGAUGAUAAAACAGCGGAAUGACCUGAAGCGUAAGUUACAGAACAGCCUUGUGGGCUGACAAAUACCCUAGCAGAAUGUUAGCUCGGAAGAGCAUCAUCCCAGAGGAAUAUGUCCUGGCACGUAUCGCAGCAGAGAAUUUACGUAAGCCGAGAGUUCGUGACCGUCCACACAAAGCAAGAUUUGUGGCCAAGAACGGAGCCUGCAAUGUUGCUCAUAAGAACAUUCGUGAGCAAGGACGUUUCCUGCAAGAUGUGUUCACUACUCUGGUGGACCUCAAGUGGCGCCACACCUUGGUCAUCUUCACCAUGUCCUUUCUAUGCAGCUGGCUGCUGUUUGCCAUGAUGUGGUGGCUGGUGGCCUUUGCACAUGGAGACAUGAAUAUUUCAAAGGAGAAGUUCCUGGAACCUUGUGUAACAAACGUACAGUCUUUCACUUCAGCGUUCCUUUUCUCCAUUGAGGUCCAAGUGACUAUUGGUUUUGGGGGCCGAAUGAUGACAGAAGAGUGCCCUCUGGCGAUCUCGCUCCUGAUGAUGCAGAACAUAGUGGGAUUAAUCAUUAAUGCAGUAAUGUUGGGAUGCAUUUUUAUGAAGACAGCCCAGUCUCACAGACGCGCAGAAACCUUGAUCUUUAGUCGACAUGCUGUCAUAGCUGUGCGCAACGGUAAACUUUGCUUUAUGUUCAGGGUUGGAGACCUCAGGAAGAGCAUGAUCAUCAGUGCUUCUGUGAGGAUCCAAGUUGUAAGGAAAACUGUGACCCCAGAGGGAGAAAUUAUUCCCAUCCAUCAAAUAGACAUUCCAGUGGAUAAUGCUAUUGAAAGCAAUAAUAUUUUUCUUGUGUCCCCUUUGGUUAUUUGCCAUAUUAUAGACAGACGUAGUCCAAUGUAUGAUAUCUCAGCAUCUGACUUAUCUACACAGGAUCUAGAAGUUAUAGUUAUACUUGAAGGAGUGGUGGAAACUACUGGCAUUACAACUCAAGCCAGAACCUCCUACAUUACUGAGGAAAUACUGUGGGGUCAUCGUUUUGUGUCUAUUGUAACAGAGGAAGAAGGUGUUUAUUCUGUAGACUACUCCAAGUUUGGGAACACUGUAAAAGUGGCAGCCCCACGUUGCAGUGCCAGAGAGAUGGAUGAAAAACCAUCCAUCCUAAUCCAGACACUUCAAAAGAGUGAACUCUCGCACCAGAACUCACUGAGAAAGCGAAAUUCCAUGAGAAGGAACAACUCAAUGAGGAGGAACAACUCAAUGAGAAGGAACAACUCCAGCCUUAUUAUGUCAAAAGUUCAAUUCAUGCCACUUGAUCAAGAUGCAGCAGACUCGCUAUAGCAGAUGUCCAAGGACAAAGCCAUCUUUAGAAUAAUCAUGAUGUUCUGAGGGAUAUUUUACAAUUAGACCCUUUUGUUUAUGAUAUGAUUGGAUGGGAUUCAACUUAACUACCUGCAUCAGGAUGUUCAGUAAAAUGAAAUGACAAAUAUCAUAAUGUGAAUUUGACAAAACUCUGACUUGUCUAAAACUUUGCUUAAAAUCACAGGAUAACUGGUCACCCCCAGACAAAAAGAAAUUCAGUUUUUUUAAUCACAUUUGUACACAUCAGCAAGUUCACACACAUAUGAAUGGUCCACAAAUCCAUCAAUGCAUAAUGAAAUUUGUUUGUUAGCUGUCAAAGUUUGUAGGAACAUAAUGUAAUACUGAGGGGUUCAGCCGCAUCACAUGACCAGCAUGGCGGGGACCUCUGAAUGCAACCACCCCCAGGGAGCUCUGAACUUGCCCAAUGAAAAAUCUUAUCAUGAUGCUAACAAAAUGUUCACAUUGUUUAUAUUACCCUGAAUUUAAAUUUAUAGAAAUAUUGUUAUAAAUAUUUAUUUAUUCAAACAAUCACGUGUACAGUGUGAGACAAAUAAACAGGUAAACAGGUAA
Messenger RNA from Bombina bombina (fire-bellied toad), 2287 nucleotides. It is a transcript of the gene KCNJ8, whose product is annotated as potassium inwardly rectifying channel subfamily J member 8. Lineage: Eukaryota; Metazoa; Chordata; Amphibia; Anura; Bombinatoridae. The transcript has 3 exons. Gene Ontology annotation, cellular component: plasma membrane. Gene Ontology annotation, biological process: regulation of monoatomic ion transmembrane transport; potassium ion import across plasma membrane. The coding region runs from base 449 to 1696 and encodes 415 amino acids. Gene Ontology annotation, molecular function: ATP-activated inward rectifier potassium channel activity. The record is from RefSeq and is a predicted model, not a curated record.